This is a messenger RNA of Parastagonospora nodorum SN15, 1488 nucleotides long. RefSeq lists its product as hypothetical. The record is from RefSeq and is a predicted model, not a curated record. NCBI's taxonomy places the organism in Eukaryota, Fungi, Ascomycota, Dothideomycetes, Pleosporales, Phaeosphaeriaceae. The transcript is spliced from 2 exons. The coding region runs from base 1 to 1488 and encodes 495 amino acids.
AUGGGCCGACACGCCAAUCCAGACAUAAGGCGCGCCUUUGUAAGAUACACCAGUGAUAGCAUCUGGAAGCAUACGCGACCCAUGCUGACGUCCGAAUACCAGGCCGAAUUUCAAGACCAAGACACGCCUUCCAAAUGUAACAAGGUGCGCUGCCUCCAUUGCGGCUUCGUGCGCGCGAAGAACACGACGCGCCAGAUCGAGCAUCUUCAAGAAUGCCAGUCCUACCUUGCCUCGCCGGACGCGCAGGCACAUAUGGCCCAGAUGCAGCAACAGCAACAGCAACAGCAGAGUGCAGAAGCUAUCGAUACCACCAUGUCGCAGGCCCCCAGCCAGAUACUGAAUGGACAGGCGCCGAAUCCGAAUCUACAGGUCCACCGGCGCGGUCCUAACACGAAGCGCACGAGGGACGGCAAGCCCAUUGCGCCGAAUCUGCCUAUGCCGCCGCACCAGGCGCCGAGCUUGACUGCACAUUUGCUUGCGACGUGUUCGCAUCCGUUCACGCAGGCGACGCAGCAGCCAUUCUUAUCACAUGCGGGUUGCGGAUCCCUGGCUGCUGGCCCGCUGUCGCAAUGGCUGGUGCAGGACGGGCAUUAUUCACGGGGCUACAUACGGUUCGUAGGACAGCUGCUGGCCAAGAUACGGUUACCGCAGACGCAGAACUCGCAGUUCCAUCCCAUGUACAGGACGAUGGACCUGCUGAUAUCGGCCCUCAACAACAUGCGACGCGAGAUGCAGUUCUUUGAAAUCACAGCAACCAAAUAUGGCCUCGUCCUCGGACAAGAAGGACCGACGCCCAUUACGCGGGCGCUCCUCGACCUUUUUGUGAGCGCCAGUAGUUCGAGUGCGAGUCUGCUUGAAGGCAUGGUAGUGUUAUGGGGAACCGAGCACUGCUACCGUUCCGCCUGGCAAUAUGCCUCCUCGUUCAGCACCUCCAUGUCCACUCCAUCUGCCGACUCGCACAUUGUUGCCCUCCACCAAGCCCUCAUUCCCAACUGGACUUCACCCGCCUUCUCAAAGUUUGUCGAUGCAACACGCGCGCUUGUAGAUGAACUUGCGAACAUCACAACUACGCGCGACGGCAAAGAAGAGAUGGUGCGCUGCGAGGAGAUCUUCCGACAGAUCUGCUGGCUGGAAGAGCGCUUCUGGCCCGAUGUCAAUGGCAUGGGCGAGGAAACCGAGACUGCAAGGCUUGGCCCGCAAAAUGGCAUAGGAACUAUGGACAACGCAACUUUCAACGGACCCAUCAGCCAAAACAUGAACGGCCCAAUGGGCAGCAGCACUAUGGGCAGCCAGAUGACCGGUCCUAUGAAUCCCAACGGCAUGAACAACUCCAUGGCAAAUGCGAUCAACAACGGACCCAGCAUGAAUGGUGCUAUGAACGGUGGCAUGCACAACUCACGAAUCAACGGCAGUGAUAGCGAUAGCACUCCCGGACCCAACAGUAACAAUGGCUUCACUCAGAUGUCCCAAAUAGCGCAAGGCUCGUAG